Molecule: messenger RNA, 1497 nt
Organism: Akanthomyces muscarius
Lineage: Eukaryota; Fungi; Ascomycota; Sordariomycetes; Hypocreales; Cordycipitaceae
Exons: 1
Coding region: 1-1497 (498 amino acids)
Biological process (GO): tRNA methylation
Cellular component (GO): nucleus; tRNA (m1A) methyltransferase complex
Source: RefSeq, a predicted model, not a curated record
AUGGACGUUACACCGUCUCCCUUUCUAGAGCCCGGGCACCGCACCCAAGCCGGCUCUCUUGCCAUUGUCAGCUUGGCGCGUGACGACUUUGAUGCAAUUCGCCUCGAACAGUCCUCGGGCGCAGUCGAUGGAUACGCAGAGGGCGCGACAUUAAAUACACGGUUCGGUUCAUUUCCACACUCGACGCUUCUCGAUAUACCCUGGGGCUCUCAAGUUCGCGCAUCGGCAGUAGAUACCGGCUCGCGAGGUCGCAAACGCCGCUUAGAAACGACCGACGAUGAUACACCGGUCGUGAGCCAAGACGAGGGUGGCAAAGCACCUGCGAAAAAGGCCACCGUGGCCAGCAGUGGUUUCAUUUACAUUCUUCGACCUUCUCCAGAACUCUGGACGAGCAGUCUGCCGCACCGGACGCAAGUCGUCUACACACCCGACUACAGCUACAUCCUACAACGUAUACGAGCUCGCCCCGGCACCAGAAUAAUAGAAGCCGGCGCAGGAAGUGGCAGUUUCUCGCAUGCUUCUGCACGAGCUGUGUAUAAUGGAUAUCCCAAAGACGAGACCGACACAAAGGGCAAAGUAUUUAGCUUUGAGUUCAACGAAGACCGAUUCCACAAGAUGGCAGAGGAGAUUGAAAGCCACUCUCUUACGGGCAUCGUACAAAUACAGCACCGCGAUGUGUAUAGAGAUGGAUUCAUGGUCGACGGAAAAUCACCAGAUGCCACGGCUAUAUUCCUCGACUUGCCAGCGCCAUGGAAAGCUCUCCAGCACCUCUCGCGGCGCAUUGGCUCUUCGCCCCUGGAUCCUAAGCAAACAGUUCACAUUUGCACAUUUUCACCCUGCAUUGAGCAAGUUUCGAGAACAGUUACAGAGCUGCGAACGCUUGGAUGGACCGAUGUUGACAUGGUUGAGAUUUCACAACGCCGCCUCAACGUCGUGCGUGAGCGGGUCGGCGUGAAUCUGCCCAACGAGCGCGGCAACUCACAAACACCGGCUGACGUGCUCGAAGCUGUGACGAAGCUGCGCAAAGUGAAUCAGCAGAAUAAACAAUUUCAAAAAUCGCAAAUUGCGCAAAACAAAGGAACUGCCGCUGAGCCGAUGGAUAUUGACUCAUCAGCUGCGGCUUCGGAGACGGCGCCGGCACCAGGGAAGCUUCCGGCGGAUGACGACCACGACAAGCCCUGGAUGCAAGGACGACUCACUCACCGCUCCGAGAGCGACCUCAAGACGCACACUUCAUACCUUGUCUUUGCGGUGCUGCCGCCAGAGUGGACCGAAGAGGACGAGGAAAAGGCGUUGGCCAAGUGGCCGUGUGGCCAGGAGAGCAAGAUCAUUGGCAACGUGGAUAAGCAAGCGCGCAAGAAGGAAAAGAGGGAGCAGCUCGCCUCGCGAACCAAGAAGCGCAAGACUAAGGGCGAGCCGCUUGAUUCGCAGACCAAGAGACAAAAGACGGACAAUGAUACCCCAGCCGAGUCUGAGAGCGCGCCAGCUACAGAAUAG